AUGACCACCGUCGCGCUUCUUCGGUCUCUCGGUCGCCGUGAACUCCUCUCUGCCUACAAAUUCAGCUCUGUUAGCUCCGGCGGGAGAACGACGGAGCUCCGGUUAAAUGGAGUCAGAGAUAUCAUCGCCGUUGCGUCUGGUAAAGGGGGAGUCGGAAAGUCUUCGACUGCUGUUAACUUAGCUGUUGCAUUAGCCAACAAAUUCGAAUUGAAGAUUGGAUUGCUUGAUGCUGAUGUCUAUGGACCAUCUGUUCCAAUCAUGAUGAAUAUCAACCAAAAGCCUCAAAUGCUUCCAGUUGAGAACUAUGGAGUUAAAUGUAUGUCAAUGGGACUUCUUGUAGAUAAAGAUGCACCAAUUGUGUGGAGAGGUCCUAUGGUAAUGAGUGCUCUUGCUAAGAUGACAAGAGGAGUUGAUUGGGGAAUUCUCGAUAUUCUUGUUGUCGAUAUGCCUCCUGGAACUGGUGAUGCUCAAAUUACCAUAUCCCAAAAUCUGAAACUCUCGGGUGCUGUAAUUGUAUCAACUCCACAAGAUGUUGCGCUUGCUGAUGCUAACCGAGGAAUUUCCAUGUUCGAUAAAGUUAGAGUACCUAUCUUGGGACUUGUGGAGAACAUGAGUUGUUUCAUUUGUCCUCACUGUAACGAAGCUUCUUUCAUAUUUGGGAAAGAAGGAGCACGCCGGAUGGCUACAAAGAAGGGUUUGAAACUCAUCGGUGAGAUUCCACUGGAAGUGAAAAUCAGAGAAGGUUCUGAUGAAGGUGUUCCUGUGGUUGUUUCUUCACCUGGUUCUGUAGUAUCAAAAGCUUAUGAAGAUCUAGCUCAAAACGUGGUGAAUAGACUCAAGGAACUACGCGAUAAUCCAGAGAACGAGAUUCAGAUGAAGCUAAACGUUCCAGAUUCUAGCUCUUCAUCAUAG
Arabis nemorensis is the source of this 912-nucleotide messenger RNA. The record is from the annotation of a GenBank genome assembly. NCBI's taxonomy places the organism in Eukaryota, Viridiplantae, Streptophyta, Magnoliopsida, Brassicales, Brassicaceae.